AUGGAUAUCAAGAUUAAGAGUCAUCCAGUGAGAACCAAGAAAGAGAUCAGAUAUCUUGGGGUACAGUGGGAUAACGGCAGGAGGUUCGGGACUCACUUUGAGGAAGUUUGUGGUAAGGCCAAUGCACUUAUGGUGGCGCUGAGGGCGUUGCUACCUAAUAUUAACGGUCCCACUGGCUCAGUCAUGAGGCUUUACUAUGGAGUAUGUGAAUCAGUCGCGCUUUAUGCGUCUCCAGUAUGGUCCAAACCGCUGUUAACCAAGAGUAACAGAAACGUCUUGACGGGGCCACAAAGGGCCGCACUUAUAAGAUCGUCUGCGGCCUACAGAACUGUGUCACAUGCAGCGCUGUGCGUAUUGACGGCCACAAUGCCAAUUUAUUACAAAGCAGAUCUCCGGGCCGAGAUCUACGAACUAACGAAGAUGUAUCAACGAGAACAUGCAGAAUUGCAGACAAUUCUGUGGGAAGGAUGA
Messenger RNA from Bombus huntii, 471 nucleotides. RefSeq lists its product as uncharacterized. The coding region runs from base 1 to 471 and encodes 156 amino acids. The record is from RefSeq and is a predicted model, not a curated record. The transcript has a single exon. NCBI's taxonomy places the organism in Eukaryota, Metazoa, Arthropoda, Insecta, Hymenoptera, Apidae.